Mycena citricolor is the source of this 546-nucleotide messenger RNA. Lineage: Eukaryota; Fungi; Basidiomycota; Agaricomycetes; Agaricales; Mycenaceae. The record is from the annotation of a GenBank genome assembly.
AAGGGCUCUAUUACCCUUUAAUACAAGUCUCUUGACUACUCCCACAUAGUGCCUACACUAAGCUCUCACUCACACAGGUGAGCUGCUAGACGCUCUCCCCAGUACUCAACAGGUCCACCAUGGGUCGCAUCCUGUGUGCGUUUGUUGGUGCUGUUGUCAGGUUUGGUGUUGUUAUGGCGCUUGGGAACAGAAUUGACAUUGUUAUUAUUGGUUUUGUUGUUUGUAUUUCUGGGUCCGGUGUGUUGUUUCGUGAUAUGAUCUUGAAUAGCGUUGCUUGUCUGCUGCUCCUGAGGGUCUCUGGUGUGCUGGGUCUGCUUUCUUCCUCCUUUAUUGCUUCUGCUGCUCUUCUUAUGAAUCUUCCGCGUAUGUCCCGUGCGUGUUGGCUGCUACUGCGGUUCUUGUCUGCCACUUUUGCAUCUUUUUCCUUCUUCUCUAUGUGUUGCGUGUGUCAAGAUUUGCUCUUGUCACCAGAGGGACUAGUGGCCCGAUGCAACGGAUCAAUGAUGCUUGCAUGUGUGUGUCUACCCUGAGCCUAUGUGAUCCGCC